This is a messenger RNA of Mizuhopecten yessoensis (Yesso scallop), 1057 nucleotides long. RefSeq lists its product as uncharacterized. The record is from RefSeq and is a predicted model, not a curated record. The transcript is spliced from 7 exons. Bases 120 to 965 code for a protein of 281 amino acids. Lineage: Eukaryota; Metazoa; Mollusca; Bivalvia; Pectinida; Pectinidae.
CUAAUCAUGGAAAGAUGAACAUCUGUGUUGAAAUAGGAAAGAUAAAUGAUCCGACAAUAUAGGGCAGCGGUCAAUUUCGUGUGGAUCGUCGUACACUACAGCCUUAACACAGCACGGCGAUGAAAGUUUUGGUAGCCUUGACGUUGUGCCUAGCGCUGACCUCCACAGCCAAUGGGUCCGGGUUUCUGGACAGCCUUAAAGCUUCCUUCUCUCACAUCGGAGAUGCAUUUACUCAGUCCCUCCACGUGAUGGGCCAGCAAGCAACUGAUGUCGGCAAACAGCUGCUGAACCAGGCAGCGGAACACGGAAAACAACUUCUUGGGGAGACAGCUCAAAGUUUAUUGCUUGGAACCAUGAACGCAUUUAGUGCUACCUCAGCACCGGCCACAAAACGUGAUUUAAGUGCAAUCACUCAGCAACUCACGCCUUUCUACAAUCUUGCACACGCCACCAUAGGCUCCAAAAGCCAUGAACUACAAGGUGUAUUCCAGUCAGCGAUGGGUAGAUUGGAGGAGAUUUCUCAACAUAUCACCCAACUCUCGCCUGAGGAAAUUGCUGCCCAGGUGGACAAUGUCGUCGCUUCCCACCACGUGUUGGCCAACCACUUACUCCAUGAACUCCAGUCUGCUUUGACUUCCCACCAGAAGAGGAACGUUAUAUCCGAUACUUUGUCCUCUAUAGGAAAUAAUAUCGCUUCAGUGUUUACCACCCAUGUGCAUGCCGUGGAGAACAUUCUUCACAAUACCGGAUCUGUCAUCAAACAAGAAUCUGCGACCAUAGCUCAAUCUAUGGCAGAAACACUUGGACAGCUGAGCGGAAAACUUGCCAAACAAGUGGUUCACAUCGGAAGUACUGGUCGCGUCAUCGCUAACCAAGGCUCGAAUGUACUCCAUGCCCUCAAAGACGUCAUGUCUGGCGUCAUGCAUCAAGCCUUGUCCGACGUGCAGCCCGAUGUCCUGAACUAAACGCCGGUAACGCUUUCGUUCAACAGCUCAGCAUAACUGAGGUCAAAGUUCAAUGAUAAUAUAACAACAUUAUUAAAAUUCAUCAAACCACA